AAAAAGAAAAAAGAAAAACUCUACAAGAAACACAGCAUACGAAUAAUGCGAACAGAAGUAUAAGCUUGUUCUCUCACACAUUCACCUUAGCAGAAGAAGAAGGAAGAGGAGGAGGUGUUUGUUCUUUGGAUCACCAAUCAUGAUUCACUUUGUGCUGCUCAUUAGCCGGCAGGGAAAAGUGAGGCUAACCAAGUGGUAUUCACCAUAUACACAAAAAGAGAGAACCAAGGUAAUCCGUGAACUAAGUGGUAUGAUUCUCACCCGAGGACCAAAGCUUUGCAAUUUUGUUGAGUGGAGAGGAUAUAAAGUUGUUUAUAAAAGAUAUGCAAGCCUGUAUUUCUGUAUGUGCAUAGACCAGGACGACAAUGAGUUGGAGGUCCUGGAAAUCAUACACCAUUAUGUUGAGAUUCUGGACCGAUACUUCGGAAGUGUCUGUGAGCUGGACUUAAUCUUCAAUUUUCACAAGGCAUACUAUAUAUUGGAUGAACUCGUGAUUGCUGGUGAACUCCAAGAGUCAAGCAAGAAAACUGUUGCACGUCUAAUUGCUGCACAGGAUUCUUUGGUUGAGGCUGCCAAAGAAGAGGCAAGUUCUAUUAGCAACAUCAUUGCACAGGCCACGAAAUGAAAGAACGAGGGCAUCACUGUUUUUAUGAUUCUCAUUCAUUGCUGUAAUCAGAUCUUGUUAUGACAUUGUCAAUCCAUGUUGCGUUAUGCUUCUUAUUGAAAUUUCUGGUUAUUAAAAAGGGUGAAUUUCUUUUGUAGUGGUGAUUUUUCCUUUCAACAAAGGUUGUUACUGCAGUGAUGUACUUUCUUACCUAGAAACUCUUGUAUUCAUUCUUGUCCAGUUAGCUGAUAAAUAGCUUUUACCCUUUUCAAGCUUUUCA
Molecule: messenger RNA, 884 nt
Organism: Nicotiana attenuata
Lineage: Eukaryota; Viridiplantae; Streptophyta; Magnoliopsida; Solanales; Solanaceae
Product: AP-1 complex subunit sigma-1
Exons: 7
Coding region: 140-625 (161 amino acids)
Biological process (GO): vesicle-mediated transport; intracellular protein transport
Cellular component (GO): intracellular membrane-bounded organelle; AP-1 adaptor complex; membrane coat
Molecular function (GO): clathrin-cargo adaptor activity
Source: RefSeq, a predicted model, not a curated record